CGUUCGUUGGCACAUACGAUUACUCUUUCUUUUCUCCCAUAUCGCUGCCGUGAAUUUGGAAAAAUGGCGAUCCGACAUGAGAUGGCAGUUGGCCUCAACAAGGGUCACAAGAUGACCAAGAAUAGCACUGUGAAGAAAGCCACCAGGAGAGGGAUGAACAAACAUGCCAAGUUUGUCCGCGACCUGGUGAGAGAAGUCACAGGGCUGGCUCCAUAUGAAAGGAGGUGCUUGGAGUUUCUCAAGGUCGGCAAGGACAAGAAGGCUCUCAAAUUCUGCAAGAAGAGGUUGGGAACUCUUGGCCGUGGCCGCAGAAAGCGUGAGGAACUGAACGCCAUCUUAUCCGCCCAGAGGAAGGCUGCCUCAGCAGCUGCCCAAGCCGCAGCAGCAGAACAGAAGUCCAAGUAGACUUAACGAACUCAUGUGAAGAGGAUAUAUGUGUACUCUGAAUAUAUCCCAAGAUCUAAUUUAUUCUCAUCAAUCAUCUACCAAUAUGGAAGACUCCUUUUCUGAAGCUUGUGGAUAAUCACCUGUACUCUAUCUCAGAUCUUAACAUACUUCAAGCUGUUGACCAUUGGGUAGGAUGCCCAUCUUUUUGUGGUAUAAUCUCACAACAUGGUGGUUCAUCUUCGAGUAUUGAUGUGAUCAUUAUGUGAAUAAAAGAGAACAGGAUAUUUGCAGAGAAACCCAA
Lytechinus pictus (painted urchin) is the source of this 688-nucleotide messenger RNA. Its product is annotated as large ribosomal subunit protein eL36-like. The record is from RefSeq and is a predicted model, not a curated record. Gene Ontology annotation, biological process: cytoplasmic translation. Gene Ontology annotation, cellular component: cytosolic large ribosomal subunit; ribosome. The coding region runs from base 64 to 405 and encodes 113 amino acids. Lineage: Eukaryota; Metazoa; Echinodermata; Echinoidea; Temnopleuroida; Toxopneustidae. Gene Ontology annotation, molecular function: structural constituent of ribosome. The transcript has 4 exons.